Molecule: messenger RNA, 429 nt
Organism: Didymodactylos carnosus
Lineage: Eukaryota; Metazoa; Rotifera; Eurotatoria; Philodinida; Philodinidae
Source: the annotation of a GenBank genome assembly
AUGGUUUGGCUAGGGGCAUGUUCACAAGCUCUGACACCGCUGGUGAUUUUAGAUGAAGGUUCGGUUGAUCACACGGUUUACAUCGAAAAAGUACUUCCAGUGGCAAAGAAAUUCGGUGCCAAGAUGUUAGGUGGCGAUUGGACAUUUCAGCAGAAUAAUGCACCUGCGCAUAAACAGCAUUUAACGCAAGAAUGGUGUCGUCGAAAUUUGCCGUCGUUUAUUAGCAAAGAACGUUGGCCUGCUAAUAGUCAAGACUUUAAUCCUUUGGAUUAUUGCAUAUGGAACGACUUAGUUCAGGCAAUGGACUGGCGCAAAGUCACGACCAAACUGACCUUGAUUACCGAAUUAAAACGAGCGGUAAAGAAACUUCGACUCAAAGUUGUUGUGCAAAAUGUGGAAAUAAUAAGUGGAAAAGUGGAAAUAAUAUAG